Sorghum bicolor (sorghum) is the source of this 1692-nucleotide messenger RNA. Its product is annotated as WD repeat-containing protein 74. Gene Ontology annotation, cellular component: preribosome, large subunit precursor; nucleolus. The transcript is spliced from 12 exons. The record is from RefSeq and is a predicted model, not a curated record. Gene Ontology annotation, biological process: ribosomal large subunit biogenesis. Lineage: Eukaryota; Viridiplantae; Streptophyta; Magnoliopsida; Poales; Poaceae. Bases 102 to 1538 code for a protein of 478 amino acids. Gene Ontology annotation, molecular function: protein binding.
UAAAACCCUAGAAAAACACUAGCCCUUGCUCCCCUCCAAAAAAAACUUUUCCUCCUCCCCCUUUCCACCGCGCCGGCGAGCCGAAGCGACGCGGAGUAAGGAUGCCGCGGACCACCGUGGUGGAGAGCCCCGGCUGCCCGCCGCUCCGUGCCCUCACCACUGACAUCAUCGGCCUCGUCAAAGUCGUCGAGGCCCACACGAAGCCGGCGGGCGCCGCCAAGGUCGUCGAGACGUGGGGCGAUCCUGACGCCUCCCGCGCCAUCGUCGCUGCCUCCCUUGCCGAUCGUGCCGCCGACCCCGUCUUGGCUGUGGCAAGGAAGAACGGCGUGGUUGAGUUGCUGAAUCCCCUGAACGGGGAUGCUCUGGCUGCUGUCAAGACCGUGGGGCCAUCACCAAAUGAUGGUGGCGCAGAAGGUGAUCCCCUCGCCGCAUUGCACCUUUUCACAAGACAGGCUUCAGACUCGAUCUUAGGAACGUUUCUUGCCUGCACGGAGCAGGGGAAAGCUUCUAUAAGGUCCAUCACGAAAGAAAAUGCAGCUUCGGGCUCGGAUGUUGGGCCAUCAGCCACAUGGGAUGUGUGCAGUGGGGCCAAUGUGCAAUUUUGCUCAGUUGAUCAUGGUGAAAGCUAUGCGAUGUUUGGAGGGAAAGGUAUAGAAGUGAACUUGUGGGAUAUCACAUCUUGUAGUAAGAUAUGGUCUGCUAAAUCUCCCCGAGCAAAUAGCCUUGGUAUAUUCACUCGACCUUGGUUCACUGCUGGGACCUUCUUGUGCAAGGAUGAUCAUCGUAAAAUUGUAGCCUGCACUAAUGAUCAUCAGGUCCGCUUGUAUGAUACUGCAUUGCAAAGAAGACCUGCCAUCUCUGUUGAUUUUAGGGAGUCACCAAUCAAGGCAGUUGCUGCUGAUCCGAAUGGCCAUGAUGUCUAUAUUGGCACAGGAACAGGGGAUCUUGCUUCCUUUGACAUGAGAACAGGGAAAUUGCUCGGAUGCUAUAUUGGCAAAUGCAGUGGAAGUAUUAGAUCUAUUGUUAGGCAUCCAGAGCUACCUUUGAUAGCAUCUUGUGGACUGGAUAGCUACUUACGUAUCUGGGACACAAACACAAGACAGCUGCUAUCCGCUGUCUUUCUGAAGCAGCAUCUUACUACUGUGGUCCUUGAUUCACAUUUUUCUCUUGAAGAGCCUGAAGAGAUAAAAUCCAAGCAACUGGAGUUUUCAGUGGAAGCUGAGGCUGAAGUCCGAAAAGAAAAGAAGCAAAAGAGUAAGACAACAGAGGAUGAGACUGAGGCUCAAGUCCGAAAAGAAAAGAAGAAAAAGAAGAGUGAAACAAUUGAGGAGGAUGAAGAACAAGUUGGAGUGGUCGACCAUAGCAAUAUUAAUGGUGAAAUAUAUGCCAGAAAAGAAAAGAAGAAAAAGAAGAGUAGAGCUAUUGAACAGGAUGAGGAGCCAGACAGCGAUGGUGAAAUGUGCAGUCCCAACAGAAGAAAAUCUGGAGAAAGAAGCAAAUGCCUGAAGAAGAAGAGCAAGAAACAGCUGGUCGCCUAGAACAUGUAUCAUUUAUCUUAUUACCUGCCUUUUACUUUAUUUUGCAGAAUUACACAGUUUUGUGUUGUACUUUGAACAGCGUAUCCCUUAUGAAACCCUGCAAGGGCAUUUCACCGUCCAUAUAUAUAUUUGAAUGGCUGCAUAUGCGUCACUA